Cylindrotheca closterium is the source of this 549-nucleotide messenger RNA. NCBI's taxonomy places the organism in Eukaryota, Bacillariophyta, Bacillariophyceae, Bacillariales, Bacillariaceae. The record is from the annotation of a GenBank genome assembly.
AUGAAUCCAAAUUUUAACACCAUUGUCCAUCGUCACACCACUACCAUGAUCAAUCAAGAACUACUACCAUCGACAGAAGAAGAUGACGAGUGGAGUUUGAGAACGAUCUCGUCAUUGAACGUGGUGGUACCAUCCUCCGCUUCUAACAAAACGAUAAUGAAUUUAGACGUUCUUGUUGGAUCCUCGUCUGGUCUCUGCUGUCCAUCGUUGAAAAAGCAUCAUCAUUCCAAUAACGACGACGACAAUAACGACGACGACCAACACGAACAUGAAAUUUCCAAGACCUUUGGCCAUGAUAACUUGGAUACGGCACACACGUAUCAGGACAUUGCCAGUCUCUUGGUGGAUAUUGGAAAAUAUGACGAAGCCUUGGACGUUUGCGAAGAGAUUUUGGAUAUUCUUUUGCAACCACAAUCGGGGGGUGAACAUAAUCAUUUGGCGAUCGCUGCGACCUAUCACCAAAUGGACGAGAUUCUCGAACGGAAAAAAGGAGGAGGAGGAGGCAAUGACCUGAAAGCCAGCAUGAGCAUGUAUGAAGCAGCCUUGUAG